Drosophila guanche is the source of this 775-nucleotide messenger RNA. RefSeq lists its product as uncharacterized. The transcript is spliced from 3 exons. The record is from RefSeq and is a predicted model, not a curated record. Bases 163 to 618 code for a protein of 151 amino acids. Lineage: Eukaryota; Metazoa; Arthropoda; Insecta; Diptera; Drosophilidae.
UUUUUAACUUUCGCUGCAAACGGACAGAUGUUUUGCUGAUUUCUAGUGUUACUUCUCUUAAUAUAAUUGUUUGUUAUGAACGAAUUGGUCUUUGGACUGCUAAUAUAAAAUCGUGACUUAAGUUUCAGAAGUUAAGAUCAUUAGUUCGUUUCGUUCAUUAGAAUGAAUGCACAUCUUUCUCUUAUUUUGGCUAUUGCCAUAACAACCAUUGUAGUCCCUUUAACUGCUGGGGCUGACCAAAAAGGGACAGCAGAUAGUGAUGGUGAAAUACGAAUUUAUAAACGCCUUAUUCCGGCUGAUGUACUCAGAGAUUUUCCGGGAAUGUGCUUUGCUUCCACACGUUGUGCUACCGUUGAGCCCGGUAAAUCAUGGGACUUGACUCCGUUCUGCGGUCGUUCCACCUGUGUGCAAAACGAAGAGAAUAAGACAAAACUUCUGGAGCUUGUUGAGGAUUGCGGGCCGCUGCCAUUGGCAAAUGACAAAUGUAAAUUGGACACAUCAAAGACCAACAAAACCGCUUCUUUCCCGUAUUGCUGUCCUAUAUUUACAUGUGAGGCGGGAAUCACGUUGGAAUACCCUGAGAUUGAAAAGGAGGAUGCCAAGAAGAGUGAUGUAUAAAUUUGAACUUAUAUUUGAGUUAUGAUUGGUAUCCCGAGUAUUUAAAUAUGUGUUUUAUUUGGGUCAGAUAAAUCGGAAGAUUCUAUUAGAAAAGUUGAAUAAGAAAUAAAGUUAAAGGCCAAAUAAAAGUGGUCCCACUGCAAAUGUUUUAAAUUAA